Messenger RNA from Lutzomyia longipalpis, 2221 nucleotides. RefSeq lists its product as uncharacterized. The record is from RefSeq and is a predicted model, not a curated record. Gene Ontology annotation, biological process: synapse organization. The coding region runs from base 894 to 2006 and encodes 370 amino acids. The transcript has 9 exons. Gene Ontology annotation, cellular component: neuron projection membrane. NCBI's taxonomy places the organism in Eukaryota, Metazoa, Arthropoda, Insecta, Diptera, Psychodidae.
AGUUGCGAAGGAAGUGUCGUACCGAGUGGAUGCUGCUCAUUUUUCCGUGAAGCCCUUCCGCGUGCUCAACGGCAAGUUGAAUUUCAGUGCGGAAAAGUGGGGUGUGUGUGUGCGAAAAAUCGCUGAUAAAUUCGGGGGUGAAAUGUUGGAAGGCAACCCUGGGCGGGCGACUUGAGGACGAGAGGGAUAAUCUUGAGAAAAUCUUCAAUGUGAAUUUUCUCCGUCAACUUUAUCCAUUUUUCCUCUGGUGAAUAAACUUUCACAUCAGGAAAAUCACUUUUAGCCAGCAGCGAGCGGUGGAAAAAUUUAUUGAUAGUAUCGUGAAUAAUAAUAGCAGAUCAACAAGCGGGAGAGACAUAAAUUUUUAUGUGAGACGUACAAUUCUAAAAUUGUGAAUAAGAAUACAUAAAAAAAUGUUGUGAGUUAUCUCAUUCACGUACAGCACAUUAAUCUACAAUUUGCACAAAUUGGAGAAUAAUUCUUCUCUGUCAUGCUUGUGGGGUGAGGGGACGUGAGGCAAACAAAAAAAAAACAUUACGAGAAGGAAAAAAAAGGAAACUCGCAGUAGAGAAAAAUCAGAAACCUAGAAAAUGUACUGUGUUCUGAUAAAUGUGCUUUUCAUUAAUGCAUUGUAAUGUGAAGUUGAGUUUUUGUGCACCCACCUCACCGGGAGGCUAACCACCCAAACCACCCGUGUUUUCCGGGUUUUGGGAUUUUGGAAUGUGCUGUAGUGAUUUUUGCUCUUGUCCCACGGACACGGUGAGGUGAGUGUGGAACAGUACAAAAGCCUAAUACGCAAGUAUGUGGGUACUCGGAAAACAAGACAAUAUUUCAAGAGGAGAGUGAUAUGUGGUCGUUUGAGCGUUUGUGAACCUAAAUCCUUAUUAUUCCUAAUGCUCCGAAAAGGCCGCCGCACGAGACGAGGCAAUUUCAUCGCCCUUCUAGACACUCUGGCAAGAUGGUCGACAAUAUUUAUGGUGCUCGGAUUUGCGAAAGAUGGAAAUGGCCUCAUUCAGUCGCCUCAGACGACACCACACGUGGCCGGAGAUAGUGCAGGAAAGGGCCCCUUCCCGGAUAUUGAUACAAAUUUCCUAAAUAGUGUAAAUAGAAACCAACUGGAGCCGAUGGUCAGCUCAAAUGUAAGUGCUAAUCGAAUUAAUCACAUCAACAAGACGAAUCCAAUGCCAAUGAAAGGAGUCGCCACGGAGUCUCCUGCUCGUGCCAUCGAUAACCAAUUAAGUGAGAACGACGACACAGCCUCCAACUUCAACGAGACCCACUUUGGCACGGAAAAUUCAUCAACUGUAAUUUAUCAGGCUGGUUCCAUUGCAAUCCUCGAGUGUGUCGUUCGCAACAUUGGCGAGAAUGUGGUAUCAUGGAUCAGGCGGAAAGGGAAAGACUAUCAUCUGUUAACAGUUGGCUUAACAACGUAUAGUGGCGAUGAGAGAUUUAGUGCAAUUCACCCGUUGGAUUCUGAGGAUUGGACCCUCCAGAUAAAAUUUGUGACCACGACGGACGCCGGGGUGUACGAGUGCCAGGUUUCCACUCACCCACCAAUAUCAAUCUUUACGCAUCUCCAUGUUGUGGAAGCAAAAGCUGACAUUGCAGGCCCCCCGGAGAAAUACUUGAAACCAGGUUCAACCCUCCGUCUUGUCUGUCGUGUGCUCCAGAGUACAGAACCGCCACUUUAUUUAUUCUGGUACCACAACAAUCGGAUGAUAAACUACGACUCACACCGAGGUGUUAAUGUGUCCACAGAUGCAGAUAAUCGCCAUUCGGAGCUGCUAAUACUGCAGACAUCACUAUCAUAUUCAGGAAAUUAUUCCUGUGUACCCAACAAUGCAAUAUCAGCUAGCGUCCUCGUACAUAUAUUGAAUGGUGAAAAUCCGGCCGCAAUGCAACAUGGGGAGCACAAUGGGGCCAUUGAGAGCACAAAGAGGACCCCAAUGACGUGGUUGGUGAUAACUUUUCUCCUGCUUCAGCUCCUCUGUGGGAAAUCAAUGUGAAAUGUGUGUCUUUCUCAGUGGUUUGCAUUUGUAAGGGAAAAUAUGGUGUUUUAUGUUUUGAAGGGUGUUGAUGGACAUUUUAUUUAUGAGAAAGGACAAUUAUAUGAAGAUAAGUGAACAUUCUCUGAGAAUGAAUAACUUUUAAUUCAUUAUGGACACUCCAAUGACUGAAAAAGAAAUAUUCGUAAAAUUAAUAAAUGUUUAAGGAAAGUCAA